AUCAAAUAUUUAAGAAUUAACCCAAAAACACAGACACUCACUCUCUCUCUCUCUCUCUCUCUCUGUCUGUCUCUGCCACACAUCACACCAAGCAGUUGCAGCGUUGCAGAGGCUGCAGCACUGCAGCUCUGCAGCAGAGAGAGACAGACUCCAACAAAUAAUAAUAAAAAGUUGCAGGGAAAAAGAGAACAGAGAAAAACACCCAAUUUUUAAGUUUUUUGAGAGUAUUCUAUUCUAUUCCAUCUCUCAGCUGUUGUUGUUGUUGGGUCUCAAAGUUUUUAGAUUAAAGCUCUGAGCUUUUUAUUCACUCACAUACACCAAAAAAGAGUGUUUUGGUUAAAGGGUAGUCUUUAUUUUUGAGCCUUGUUUUAGCAAAUGCCUUAAAAUGCCACAAAUGAAACCAGUUGUUUGAGGCUUUGGACCAUAAAGGCUUUAGCUUUAGCUUUGUCUCUUGUUUUUGUUUUUUUGGGUAUGGCGGGUCUGAUCGAUCUGAACAGCACGACGGAGGAGGAGGAGGAGACUCCGUCUUCUGGGUCCUCGUCCAAUUCCUCCGGCUCUAAUGCUUUGAUUUCUGGGUCUGUUUGCUUGGAGCUGUGGCACGCUUGUGCUGGACCACUGAUUUCUUUGCCCAAGAAAGGCAGUGUGGUGGUUUAUCUUCCACAAGGGCACUUGGAGCAAGUGAAUGAUUUUCCGGCGUCGGUUUAUGAUCUUCCUGCUCAUCUCUUCUGCCGAGUUGUCGAUGUUAAGCUCCAUGCGGAGACUGGUAGUGAUGAAGUCUACGCACAGGUUCAGUUGGUUCCUGAAAGUGAGGAAUUUGAGCACAAACUAGGGGAAGGGGAAACUGAUGCAGAUGGGGAUGAGGAUGCUGAGGCAUUAGAGAAAUCGACUACACCCCAUAUGUUCUGCAAAACCCUUACUGCUUCCGAUACUAGCACUCAUGGAGGCUUCUCUGUCCCUCGCCGUGCUGCUGAGGAUUGUUUUCCUCCCCUGGAUUAUAGUCAACAAAGGCCUUCACAGGAGCUGGUGGCAAAGGAUCUACAUGGCCUGGAGUGGAGGUUCAGACAUAUUUAUAGGGGGCAGCCGCGCAGGCAUUUGCUCACCACUGGAUGGAGUGCCUUUGUGAACAAGAAGAAGCUCGUUUCUGGAGAUGCUGUGUUGUUUCUGAGGGGUGAGGAUGGAGAACUGAGACUUGGAGUUAGAAGAGCAGCCCAAGUAAAAGCUUCUGCUACUUAUCCAACUCCUUGUAGCCAGCAUUUAAACUAUAACUCUGUCGCAGAGGUGGUGGAUGCAAUAACUAUGAAGACUGCUUUUAACGUGUACUACAAUCCAAGAGCCAGCUCAUCAGAAUUCAUAAUACCUUUCCAUAAAUUUUUGAGGAGCCUUGGUCAUUCCUUCUGUGCUGGAAUGAGGUUUAAAAUGCGCUUUGAAACGGAAGAUGCAGCAGAGCGAAGAUACACUGGACUGGUAACUGGGAUCAGUGAGUUGGAUCCCCUGAGAUGGUCUGGUUCCAAAUGGAAAUGUCUAGUUGUAAGGUGGGAUGAUAUAGAUACUAGCAAGCAGCAUGGCCGGGUUUCCCCAUGGGAAAUUGAGCCAUCUGGUUCUAUUUCUAAUUCCAGUGGCUUAAUGGCAUCUGGUUUGAAGAGGUCCAGGAUGGGCUUAUCUGCAGAAAAACAAGAAUUUCCAGUUCCUCAUGGGAUUGGAGCCUCAGACUUUGGGGAAUCUUUAAGAUUCCAGAAGGUCUUGCAAGGUCAAGAAAUUUCGGGUUUUGAUACUCCUUUUGGUUCUAUAGGGGGUCAAAAUCAGCAUCCCUCUGAAUCGAGGAGAGUCUUUCAUGGCUCUAUUGGUUCUAGAGGUAAUGAUCUCAGAAACUCACUUGUGAAUUCUGAGAUUGCCUCAAAAGGCUUUGGUGAAUCUUUCCGAUUCCAGAAGGUCUUGCAAGGUCAAGAAAUAUUUCCAAGCACACCAUAUGGAAGAGCUCCAGCUACAAGUGAGGCUCGUGAAUAUGGUUCCCCUGGAAUCUUUGAUGGUUUUCAGGUGCCAAGCUUUAGAAAUGGAUGGUCUACGAUGAUGCAGGGCAAUAAUACACCUAUGCACCGAGCUGCUCCUGUACAAGUGUCAUCACCAUCAUCUGUGUUGAUGUUUCAGCAAGCAAUGAAUGCAGGAGCUGAGUUCAAUUCCGUAUACAAUGGUCAUAACCAAGAGGAACAGAGAAUUAUGCAACGCAAUCCUUAUUCUGAAUCAGAUGGGGGAAAGCCAACACCAUCCUCAUUCUGUGAACGGAGCUUCAGCAGGGAAGGUCAUGGAGGCAUGAAUUCUUUUCAACAUGCUAUUUCACAUCCUCCUCAUUCAAGUCAGUCUUCAUUGAGAGGCAGUCAAGACAUGGUUUCAUCAUGCAAAAGUAGCUGCAGACUCUUUGGUUUCUCACUGUCUGAGGAAACACAUGCCCCAAAUAAAGUGGACAACUCCACCUCAGUUGCAUCUACAUUAGAUCCUGGAGCUUCUUUGUUCCCCAAUGUUGAACCACGGUUUCAUUCAAAGCCUCCUUUGAUGUCUGCAGCAGUUGGAAUUCCCUGUACCAAAGAAUGGGCUUUUGACUGGCGUGGAGAAAGGAUGGAAAGUUGUUUACAAGGAUAGUGACAACGACGCAGGGCUUGUUGGGAUGUUCCAUGGAAGAAUUGCUACCACAAUAUUAUGUAAGAAGUACGAGAGUGAAGACUCUUGGCGCCGGAGGUUUUUCUCAGGUUCUGCGUGUGUUGUGUUUUAUGUAACUGAACUACUUUGAGGUAAAAAAAAAAAAAAAAACAAACAAUUGUAACUAAGCGCUUCGAGUGACUUGAUUGUAUUAUUAUUAAUUAUGUUUUUUUUUUGGUCGGAUUUAUUAUUAAUUAUGCUCUAAGAAACGGUCUGUAGAAUCUAUGAUUGGCUCUUGAAAGAGGGCCUAUCCGAAACUGAACAAAUUCUACUCAUUUGCAAUUGUUCAAUACCAUUAUUACUUAUCGUCCCUAGCUA
Molecule: messenger RNA, 3009 nt
Organism: Rosa rugosa (rugosa rose)
Lineage: Eukaryota; Viridiplantae; Streptophyta; Magnoliopsida; Rosales; Rosaceae
Product: auxin response factor 3
Exons: 12
Coding region: 472-2634 (720 amino acids)
Biological process (GO): regulation of DNA-templated transcription; response to hormone
Cellular component (GO): nucleus
Molecular function (GO): DNA binding
Source: RefSeq, a predicted model, not a curated record